AUGUUUACUGAAGAACCCAUUAUUGAUGAUAGUGAAGACGAAGAGCCUGAUGAAGCUGAGCUCAAAAGGAGGAAGGCUCAUGAAGCAGAGAUUAAUGAACAUGCUCACAUCAUUAGAGAGGCAGAGGAAAAAGAAAAAAACACACAGGAUUCACAAUUGGACUUGCCUAUCACACAAAAGGCAUUCAGGUUUCGGGCUUUUAUAAAAAUUACCAAUGUACCUUUCUCAGACAUCACUGCGGAUCAAAUGUUGUCUGCCUUCUACUUGAAGCACAUGAAGCCUCAGUACAAGACAUGGAGUGUGAGCAAGAUUAUUGUUGUAAAGGUCACUAGGCCAAUCCAGAACGAAAGCUUCCCUAAUGUGGGGUUUAACGUUGCGAGAGGUUCCUCAUCUCAAGCCUGCGAAUUCACUCUCGCAGACUUGCCUUGUUUGAAUCCCCGUGACUGGAUGGUGAUAUACAACAUUCUGGUGAGAAACAAGGAGAAGUACGAACCUGUGGUGUCCCAUCUUCAACUUUUGAUCAAAUCUUAUAUUCAAGAAGUUGGAUCGAUGGAUGUAGAGAUUGCCACUGUUGUGAGGCAAAAACCAAGUGUUGUUCGGAAAUAUGUUCCAAAAGACAUUGAGAAGCUCAAUCCAGGGAACAUUUUCAAAGAAUGUUGGUUCAUAGUGUAUGCGUCUAGAGAUCGUUAA
This is a messenger RNA of Lactuca saligna, 690 nucleotides long. The record is from the annotation of a GenBank genome assembly. NCBI's taxonomy places the organism in Eukaryota, Viridiplantae, Streptophyta, Magnoliopsida, Asterales, Asteraceae.